Messenger RNA from Symbiodinium natans, 2136 nucleotides. The record is from the annotation of a GenBank genome assembly. Lineage: Eukaryota; Dinophyceae; Suessiales; Symbiodiniaceae.
AUGGCAUCAAAGUCUGCGGGCGUCGUUGGAAUCGUCGGCGGUGGCAUGGCUGGUGUCACUGCUGCCCGGGCUCUCAGCGGCAAAGGAGUGGCGGUGCGGCUCUACGAGAAGGAGGCCGCCCUGGGAGGACGCCUGGGUGCCGUGCAGCUGGGGGAGCAGUGGCUUGGGCUCGGCACCACGUACGUUAAGGCCAAGGACCCCUUGUUCAAGGCGGAGAUGGCGAAGUGCGAGGAGCUCGGCCUCGCCUCGGAGUGGAUGGUGGGCACCCCGCAUUUCAUAGCAGCUCCGGGAGACUUCAGCGAGAAGCCGGAGUACAAAGCCCCCACAGACCGCUGGCAUGUGGGCCGGCCGAACAUGGGCAGCUUGGUGGAGCUCUCCGCCAAGGACUUCGAGCACAUCACUCGCUGCGGUGAAGUCGCGUCAGUCAGCUGGGAAGGGGAGACGUGGCUGCUGAACGGCAGCGACCCGGUUUCGGCACUGAUCUUGGCACUGCCAUUGGCUCCGCUGCGAUCGCUGCUUCCGGCGGGGACAGUCGAGGGGAUGCUGCCGACUGACCUGCUGGAGAAGGACUUUGAGAAGGCGCGGGUCGCGGCCGCUUGGGUCUUUGCGGCACCGCUGGAGCUUCCCUUCAGGAUAGCUUUCGUCAAAGACUCUCCGAUCUCUCUUGUGUUGAAUGACUCUUCGCGUGCCACGCAAGACGGCGCGAAGGUCGAGGCGUGGGUGGCGCAGACCUCGACCGAGUGGGCAGCUCAAUGCAUCAAGGAUGCCAUGCCAGAGGCAGAGGUGUGCGCUGUGCUUCUCCGCGAGCUGAGCCGAAUCCUUGGAAAAGAGCUACCUCCAGUGCAGCACCAGAAGGCCCUGACAUGGGCCUAUGGCGACAUGGACUACAAGCUUCCCGAGGGACAUGCCUGGGACGCGACGAAGCGCCUGGCUUUGGCCGGAGAUUGGUGUUACAACGGGCGAGUGGAGGGCGCCUGGCUGAGUGGCCAUCACGCUGCCCAGAAGGUGUUCGUAUAUGACCUGAGCAUCACCGAAAACACGGUUCUCUACUCGGAGGCCUUUGCCUUCCUGGCUUUCUGCCAUCUGCAUCAGGUCGACUUCAUUGCGGAGUCCGGUGUGUACAAAGGUGUUUCCACUGAGAUUUGGAGUCUUUUCGCGAAGGAGGUGGCCGCUGUUGACAUCUUCCUAACGCCGGAGGCUGAAGAGCGACUUCAGCGAAGAAGCAAUGUGGAGCUCCAUACAGGAGAUGGCCGCCAGCUGCUGCCCGAGCUCCUGAGCCGCCCAGGCCGCCGCGCGGCAGUUUUCAUCGAUGGGCCCAAGGGGGAGCUGGCCAUUCACCUGGCCCUGAGCCUGGUCAAGUUGCCACAGGUGGCCUUCGUCGCCAUGCACGACAUGGAGCCUUACAAGCGUGGAUCUGUGUUCGUUAGCGAGGCAAGGAUGCCUAUGGCCACCUCGAUGAGCCCUUCCGAAGGCGUCCUGACUUGCCAGCGGGUGGCCGGGUCCCUGGCCUGCGAUUUGCUCUGUGCCAACGCGCCAGAAGGAGGUCAAGACGUCGCCAUCUUCGAAAGCACUGGAAGAUGGUGCAGGACAAACCCCGAUGACCACCGGCGGACUCAGUUGUGGGGAUCCGUCGCCAUCCAGCUGGGGGUCAUCGCCAACUUCUCCAAUCACAGAGGACUGGAGCUAGACGAUGAGGAGACUGAUUCAACAUCGGUAACAUCGGCAAAGGAGGCAGCGAAGAUGCUGCUGUGGCUCGACGAGAUCGAGAGCCAGAUCCAGGUGGCUCCCUUCGUCCGGCGGCCGCGGCUUCAGGAGUCCGCUCUCCAGGCUGCGCACGAGGCUGCGCAGGAGGCUGCGCGGGAGGCUGCGAAGGCAGAUGGAAAGCCGGGCCCGGCGGAGCGCCGGCGACUGCAGGAGGAACUCGACCGCGAGGCCGAGGAGCGACUUCCGACGCAAAGCAGGGACGGGCAAGGGGGCGUGGAUGAUGAUGCGGCUAAGGCAGCGAAGAUGCUGCUGUGGCUCGACGAGAUCGAGAGCCAGAUCCAGGUGCCCCACGACUUCGGUGGGAACUGUUGGGAGUUCUGGGGCACAGAAAGUUCGUCGCACCCAACUGUUUCAAAGGCCAUCGAGUUGUAG